AGAAGAGGCAGUGCAUUAAUGCUCUUCGGUUUUUGGUAUCCAACAAACAGUCCUAUACAUUUUGUUUCAAUUUUAUUGUAAAACUAACAACAAUCUGGAGUGAGAUAAUUUUCAUUGCAUUAUAUGCAUAUGUUGUGCGUGAGUUCGCGUAACAGCAAAUUCGUUCGAUUGCAGUGUCUUCUGUUUUGAGACCAACUCUGAAAGAUCGUAUGCGAGCAAUCUUUUAAGCGUUAGCGUCCAUCCAACAACUUCCUUUGCACAAAAACAACCUUCCCUCGUUUCGGUUGACGUUGGCCAUUUUUCUACGCUCUUCUUCCGCGUGAUUUGAACCACGACAACAGCGUCGGAAUUUGUGGAUGUUUCGACCCACGAAAGUGUUCUAAUUUUAGUUCCGAAGUGACGUGUUAAUGUACGCGGAUCUUUAGAGUGGUGUUUUUAAAAACAAUAUCUUUCCAAAGGCAAGUAGCUUCGUCAGCUCAGUCCAACAUACUGGGAAAUAUACGAAGGCAGCUGUGGAAGUAGCGGGAGCGGAAGUGAAACAACCCUGAAAUCAGAAUAAUAAAAAAAAAACAGCAAGCAAAACCGGCGCUCUCGAGUACCAUCGAAUGCGAAUCGAGUGUAAAAGGCGAAUAAUCGAGGUAUGAUAUCAUCGGUUUGAUUUUUUUUUUCCAUCGUAAAAGCGCUGUUUGUUCAUCAUCGCCCGUGUUGUAGAGCUGCAGAAGAAAAACAUUGUUUCAAUCGGUUUCACGUGCAUCGGAGAGAGAAGCGAGAUCAAAAUAAGCAUUAUAUAUUGGCGUCCACAGCUUCGCCUAGUGUUAACUUUUGAGGUCAGUGAAAAUGUACGCUGCUGAUUGCUGCUCCAUUUGCUGCCUGCUAGCUUUGUCCGAGUGUUGCUGAAGUGAAGAAACUAGGAGGGAAAAGCAGUCCUCUAGCCACUACCAGAGCAGAAAGGUAAAUAGGAAAGACGAAACGGUAGCAGCUUUGCGGUUGUGGCAACACGGAUUAUGAGCUCAAGCCGAUUGCCGAAAUUUUUAAAACCGGAUGACGAUUCAUUUUCAUCAGAACGUGACGCAGCCCCGUCCGAUGAUCACGUAACCGCGUUCGUCUUCAACUCUCACCACUCGCUCAACCUUGCCACUCAGCGCGAACGUCUUCCGAUCCGGCAGUACCGCGAUCAGAUAUUCUACUGUCUCGAACACUACCAAACGUUGGUGCUGGUCGGCGAAACCGGUUCCGGCAAGAGCACACAGGUACCGCAGUACCUGUACGAGUUCGGAUGGCACAGCAAGGGUCUGAUCGGCGUAACCGAGCCACGUCGCAUCUCGGCUAUUACGCUGGCCGACCGGGUGGCUUCGGAACGUGGAGAACUGAGCGGCGAAACGGUGGGCGUUUCGAUACGAUUCAUAUCGAAAUGUGAUCCUGCGUCAACAAAGAUCAAAUUCAUGACGGAGGGAAUCCUUCUGCGGGAGAUGUUGGCUGACCCAUUGUUGACCCAGUACGGGGUCAUUAUGGUAGAUGAAGCGCACGAGCGCAGUGUUCUGACGGACACGGUGCUGGGACUGUUGAAGAAGAUUGCCCGCAAAAGACCGGCGCUGAAGAUUAUCAUUUCAUCCGCGACAGUUGACGCGGAACUGUUUCAGGAGUUUUUCAAUUUGAAAACCAAGAAGGACGAGAAGGAUACUUCGGUAAUAUUGACCGUUGAGGGGCGGAUGUAUUCGUUUGAGGUUUUCUACUUGGAAGAGCCAUGUCCGGAUUAUGUGAAGGCAACCGUGGAAACAGUAAUGAAGAUUCAUCGUAAAGAACAACGAGGUGAUAUACUAGCAUUUCUCACGGGUCAAGAAGAGGUACUUAAGGCACUUGACCUUCUGCGCGAGCACAAGGAUGCCAGUGGAAAGGACGACAUGCUGAUUCUUCCCAUGUACGGAACCCUUCCGAAUACGGAUCAACUCAAGGUGUUCUUCGGGACGCCAAAAGGGGUCCGUAAGAUCAUUCUGGCAACCAAUAUCGCCGAGACGUCCGUUACCAUUCCUGGAAUUGUCUACGUGAUUGAUUGUGGCUUCGUCAAGCUCAACUGGUACUCUGCGGAUAGCACCACCAACAGCUUGGUUGUUGUCCCAACGAGCAAAGCAGCGGCGGAGCAGCGCGCGGGCCGAGCAGGUCGAGUUCGAAGUGGAAAGGUGUUCCGCCUAUACACUGAAGAGGAAUGGGAGAAGCUGCCGGAUCACACUCCCCCAGAGAUGCGCCGAUCAGAUCUCUGCAGCACUGUUCUCUUUUUGAAAGCUCUCGGAAUAGACAACAUUUUGCGAUUUACGUUCCCAUCGCCACCACCAGCGAAAAACUUGCUGGCUUCCCUCGAGACCCUGUACGCAUUGGAAGCCCUCGACGAAGAUGGAAAUUUGACCACUCCGGUAGGUUACUUCCUAGCCGAAAUGCCAUUUAGUGCCAUGUUGGCAAAAAUGCUGUACAAAGCCGGGGAAAUGGGUUGCUCCGAAGAAAUCCUGAUCAUCAUCGCUAUGCUGCAGGUACAGUCGGUAUUCUCGAAACCAGUCAGUGGACAAGCAUCGAUUCGGGCGCGUAUCGCAAAGCGCAACUUCGAGGUAGCCGAAGGAGAUUUGAUCACCCUGUUGAACGUCUAUACAGCGUUCGUUGAGAAUGAUCGAACAAAAGAAUUUUGUGGCAGAAAUUUCCUAAUCUAUAGAAACCUGAAACGUGCACACGAAAUCAAAACACAGCUGUGCAGUAUGCUGGAGAGGGAGUUGAAUAUUCCUCUGCUGUCCUGCAAUGGAAACGUUGAAACCAUUUGCCGCUGCAUCGUGUCUGGAUUCUUCCCUUAUGCCGCUUACUUGCAUCAUUCUGGUGUCUAUAGGACUGUCAGAGGAAACACGGAGUUGGCCAUCCAUCCUAUAUCUUGUCUCUACACCAUUGAACAGCCUCAAUGGGUCAUUUUUUGUGAACUGAUGCACACCACAAAGCUGUUCAUGAAGGACAUAACGGUCAUCAAGCAGGAAUGGCUUACAGAGUUGGCCCCUCACUACUAUCACAAGAUUACAGUCAAAGAUCGUUUCAAUUAACUGGACCCGUUCGGACAUAAUAAAUUGCUACAAAUAUAUGAAUAACAAAUC
This is a messenger RNA of Ochlerotatus camptorhynchus, 3122 nucleotides long. Its product is annotated as probable ATP-dependent RNA helicase DHX35. Gene Ontology annotation, molecular function: RNA binding; ATP hydrolysis activity; helicase activity. Gene Ontology annotation, cellular component: catalytic step 2 spliceosome; intracellular anatomical structure. NCBI's taxonomy places the organism in Eukaryota, Metazoa, Arthropoda, Insecta, Diptera, Culicidae. The coding region runs from base 1005 to 3071 and encodes 688 amino acids. The transcript is spliced from 5 exons. The record is from RefSeq and is a predicted model, not a curated record.